Molecule: messenger RNA, 1002 nt
Organism: Capsicum annuum
Lineage: Eukaryota; Viridiplantae; Streptophyta; Magnoliopsida; Solanales; Solanaceae
Exons: 2
Coding region: 132-512 (126 amino acids)
Source: RefSeq, a predicted model, not a curated record
UAUUGGCUGGCCCAAUUUUCUAUUAAGAAAGACAAAUGUUGUACAGUUUUGAGCCGGAACAUCGUACUAGUUUAAGAUUAGUAAAAGAGAAGGGAGCAGAAGGGUUUCGGGAGCAUCUGUGACUGUGAGAUAUGUGGCGGGGAGGUGGAAAUGGUGUAGCAAGUGUAUUUGUGAGGCAUUUCUCGCGGAAAAGGGCAACAAAUCUUAGGAAGAUCAAUCCCAAGGUACCACCCCAAGAAGCUGCUACUAUUGCCGAAUCUCUUUACCAUGUUAUCCAUCAGCACGGUCCUCUCACCCUCCCCAAUACUUGGAACCUCGCCAAGGAAGCUAAUAUUAAUGGAUUAAACAGCAAAACACACAUGAAGCUAAUGCUCAAAUGGAUGAGGGGUCGAAAUAUGCUUAAGCAGUUCUGCCACCAUGUUGGUUCUAGCAAGAAAUUCAUGCUUUCUGCCCUACCUGAAAAAACACAGAUCAACCAGGCAGGCAAACAACUCACUGGAAGUCAAGAUUAAGAUGGAAAAGCCUCCAAUCAAAAGGUGAGACUCCCAUGAUUGAUCUUUCGUUAUGAGGCUUGAAAAGGUUUCGCGAUGAAGAAAUAUCAAGCUUGUGCUCAGGCUUGAUGACACUCUACACUCUCUCUUGUAUUUUCUGGUCUUUUGUAAUGAGAUCUUUCGCUGUGGGGUUAUCUACCAUGGGUUUGAUCAAUCUUUCUUAGUUGUGGGGACAUGUGGUCUGAAUUUUCCCAAUGGAUUUUAUGCAUUUAGCAUGGCAAACAUCCUCAUUGAUAAGUUCUUGUCAUUUUCAAUACGGACGAACUAACAUGUCUGCAACUCAUGGCUAGACGGGUUUUAGAUUUUUCUGAAAUCGUGCCCAAGGAUGAUUUGGGUAUUUUAGGGAGUAGAAGUUUAAUUUGGUCGAAUGCAGCUUGAACGACUAUGGAAUUUGAUGUACUGUUAUUUAAUCAAAUCCAUUUGCAGGUAAGAUGUUGUAUUUCUGGUUCCA